AUGGCGGCGGAAGACGGACGCGCUGCGCUGGAGGUGUUGAGAGGACUCGCUCGGCCUUUAAACUGUCUCAACGACGACAGCAAGGCUACGAGGAAACGGGCUCUUGAGGCGAUCAAAAAGGAGACCGUCGAUAAAGGGCUUUCCAGUGGCGUCUUGCAGGAGGUUUUCUCGAGCCUCCUCAAGCCUCUGCUGAAGUGCCUGUCAGAUCCGACGGAGCGAUGCAGGGAAACGGCGAUCGCGACGACGGCGGAGUUCCUCCGCUGUGUUCGUCAGCCAGAGGCGGCGCUGCCGUAUCUCAUGCCCUGUCUGGCACAGCGGUUAGGAGGGCGAGAGAUCCUGGAGCCUGCGGAAGAGCUCCGCUUAUCUUUGAUGCAACUGCUGACGCUGGUAGUGGAAGUUUGCGGGAGGGGGCUGGCGCCGUAUUUGGACGACGCGAUCAAGAUAUUGCAAAGAGCCAUCGUGGACCCUUUCCCGGAAGUAAGGAGGGAAAGCUGCAAGUGCACCGUGAACUUCGCCAAGUGUGUGCCAGAGCACUUCCACAUGCAAGGCGAGAGUCUUGUCAAGCCCCUGAUGCAUAGCGUGGCCCAUCAGCACUCACGGGUGCGAGUGUCGGUCAUCGAAGCCACGGGGGCUGUCAUUCAGCAUGGCACCGGCAAAAACGUGGACGAUGUGCUCUCGCAUCUGGCACAGAGGCUUUUUGACGACUCGCCUCAGGUGCGAAAAGCUGUGACCCUAGUGGUUGGUGAUUGGCUACUCCACUUGAGAGACAGAUACUCCUACUUCCAUAAGCUCCUUCCUCUCCUCCUGAGCAGCAUCAGUGAUGAGAUCCCAGAAAUAAGACUUCUGGCAGCUGAUCUUUGGAAGCAAACAGGUGCUCAGUGGGAGAAGGAGAAUGAGGAAGACAUCAAAGACAAGAUGGACUUCCUUCUCACUCCACCUCCCCUUUACCCAGCAGGAGUCGAGCGUCCGGGGCUCGGCUGUAGGGAGCUGGUUGUGAGGAACCUUGGCAGGCUGCUGCCGGCUGUCACUCAUGACGUGACCGACUGGCUGGUGUCCACGCGGGUCAAGAUCCAGCUGCUCUCUGUGCUACUGCUGCAUGCCGAGGACCACUGCACCAGCACUCCAACCCUCCUCACCACUCUCUACCAGGCCUGCUCUGACAGCGAGAGGGAGGUGGUCACCAACUGCCUGGGCAGCAGCCAAGCUGCUGGGAACUUUUGUUCUUCCGAGAUCUUCCUCAAGCUGCUGCUGGACCAUGUGGAGACGUCUUCCUCCUGCCCUGGGCUGCUCAUGGUCCUGGCUGCUGUGCUGGGGGGCUGCUCUGGACCCCUCCUCAAACCUCACCUCCAGCAGAUCGCUGAAACUCUGGCCCAGCCGGAAGUCUGCCAGGAGUACCAGCAGGUUGCAUAUUUGGAGCAGUUGCUGGCCUGUGUGGAUGUGCUGCUCCAACAGUGUGAGGCAGACUGUGGCGUCAGUCAGUCUGCAGUGCUACAGGUGCUGGUCACUGUUCAGAGCUUGUCUACUGAGCCACUGCUUAGUGAUAAGGCAUUGGCGAGUGUGCGGUGGCUCUGCCGGGUGCAGGGCCUAGCCUCGGUGGUGGAGCUGUAUAGGCAGCACAUGGGCCAGCUGCUGGAUUGGCUGGCUGCCUCUGUCAACAACUGGUCCGUUUACUCCCCACAGAGGCUGCAACUGCAGGUCAUAGCUGUACAGUCAGGUCCGGUGAUAGGGGAGUUUCUUACCCAGCUCAUGCCCUUGCUCCAAAGCUGCCUCCACCCAGACAGGGACCCAGAACUGAGGCUGAGCAUCUUCCCCACGUUGGCCAAACUGUUUAUGGAUGCAGCCAACACACUUGACUCCCAGGGGCGUUUCAGUGACCUGUCGGAGAGGUUCCUGUGUGACGUGCUGCUCCCGAACCUGGUGUGGCACGCCGGCCGCACAGCAGCGGCCAUCCGCACCGCAGCCCUCAGCUGCCUGCUGGCCCUGCUGCAUGGAGGGAGCAUCUCACCUGGACAGUUGCUGAGCGUGCACGAGAAGCUGAGCCCCCAGGUGUUAUCCGCUUUAGAGGAGGACUCCCAGACGGCCAGAACGUUUGCCUGUCGGUCCCUCGCUGUUAUGCUCAGACUCAUCGGACCUCGCCUGCACCCUGACGCGCUCAACAAAAUCUACCCCGAGCUGCUGAAGCAUCUGGAUGACAGCAGUGAACAGGUGCGCGGCGUGGCUCUGCAGGCUCUUGACCGGUGGCUGUCCAGCCUGACACAGGAAUACGACCGGCAGCUGCACGGCCCUCACCUUGAGUUCCUCUUCCAGCAGCUCCUCCUGCAUCUGGACGACCCCGACAGCUCGGCGCAGGACCGAGUGUUAGAGGUGCUGAAGACGGGCAGCUCUGUCCACCCGUCACUGCUGAAGAGGCAAGCGGAGGCUGUGAGGGACAAACAUCGCAGCCCACUGCACUGUGACCAGUUGCUCCGACACAUCAACUCCCUACCCGAGGAGACCGCCCGAGACUGUCCCGUGUGAUGUCGUCACUGUAAAUACACGGACAAAUUAAACACGGGGACUUUGUGCCUUGAUCUAAAAAGUUAUUAACCCCCGUCAGUUUCACUUUGUACUGUAAAAAGUGGUAUGAGUACAAUCUAACAUGAGUAAGAUGGCUGCAUGAAGGCCACAUUUUGUUCCCCCUGGAAUAACCCAGGAGAGCCCGGCCAUGGGUUCACCUGGGUACUACUCACAACUCAAGACUUCUAAUAUAGGUGACUUUAGUAGCGCUCCCUCAGGAGACGCACGUGAUCUGGAGAUCCAUGGAGGUGAUGGUCUUCUUGUGCAGGCGUCUUCAGUGCAACAUACGGCAACGCGACCGGUUUAAAAUGUGAGCAGAACAGGUCUCGGGUACCAGAUGUGAGUUGUUGGGUUUUUUUUUUUAUUUCCCGUCAUUGAUUUGCCUUUAAU
Molecule: messenger RNA, 2946 nt
Organism: Lampris incognitus (smalleye Pacific opah)
Lineage: Eukaryota; Metazoa; Chordata; Actinopteri; Lampriformes; Lampridae
Product: dynein axonemal assembly factor 5-like
Biological process (GO): outer dynein arm assembly; inner dynein arm assembly; cilium movement
Cellular component (GO): cytoplasm
Molecular function (GO): dynein intermediate chain binding
Source: RefSeq, a predicted model, not a curated record